Aspergillus ruber CBS 135680 is the source of this 830-nucleotide messenger RNA. RefSeq lists its product as uncharacterized. Bases 49 to 621 code for a protein of 190 amino acids. Lineage: Eukaryota; Fungi; Ascomycota; Eurotiomycetes; Eurotiales; Aspergillaceae. The transcript has a single exon. The record is from RefSeq and is a predicted model, not a curated record. Gene Ontology annotation, cellular component: fungal-type vacuole membrane.
UAUCCAGAAGGAGGCACUCAAGGGUGGCUAUGUGUUUUUGGAAGUUUCAUGGGCCUAGUCAACUUGAUUGGCACAUUCCAGGCGUAUCUCGAAACACAUCAAUUGGAGCAAUAUGGCUCGGGGAAGGCCGGUUGGGUCUUUGGUCUAUUUACGUUUCUGACCUUCUGCGGCAUCCAGAUUGGGCCAAUCUUUGAUGCUCGUGGACCUCGGCUUCUGAUAUUGCUAGGAUCCAUCCUAGUCAUGGCAAUGAUGAUCAGCCUUGGUUUUUGCAACAAAUCCUGGCAGCUUAUUUUAUCUAUUAGCGUCGCUGGAGGGUUAGGCACCCCGCUCAUCUUCACGCCUGCGAUCUCUGUUAUCGCCCACUUCUUUUUUUCGAAAGCGGAGACUUGCAACCGGAAUUGCAGCCAGCGGUGGCUCCAUAGGCGGCGUGAUCUUCCUCUUGUCCUUGAAACCCUCAUUGGUAAGAUAGGAUUUACUUGGGCAACUCGUGUAGUUGCUCUCAUCUAUCUGGUUUGUCUCACAACUGCUUGCCUCUUGGUCACUUCGCGAUUGCCCUCAAAUCCAUCUCAAAGAAAACUAUAUCACCAGAUCUUUGGGUCUUCCGAGACCCCGAGUUUCUGAUGACGACCCUGUCAGCCUUUUUUAUAGAAUGGGGGCUAUUUGUUCCUAUAUCCUAUAUCUCGUCUUACGCUUUGGCAAAUGAUGUACCUACUCGGCUUUCGUAUCAGCUCCUAGCGAUUCUGAACGCUGGGUCAUUUCUUGGACGGCUAAUCCCUAGUUACCUUGCUAAUUUACUGGGUCACUUCAAUACGCUUAUUAUUAGACAUCGG